Molecule: messenger RNA, 1052 nt
Organism: Orbicella faveolata
Lineage: Eukaryota; Metazoa; Cnidaria; Anthozoa; Scleractinia; Merulinidae
Source: RefSeq, a predicted model, not a curated record
GCUUUACAACAGAACAGAACACAGUCGAGGCUUCUUUAUUUGUUAAAGAAAAUAUAGUGUAAACCAUCUCAAUGAACCAAAAAGUAAAUACUACGUGGGGUUUUCAUUUGGUUUGAAAAUAUUUCUCACACAGUCUGUACAAAAACAGGCAGAAUGUCAUAAUGAUUAUUUCAGCUGCUUUACAAAAGAGAAAGAUCGUGUGCUGCUUAUAAAGAAAAGAAGCAUUUUACGGAGAUAAUUCUUUGUUCAUGCGUGCUUUACAAAAGAACAGAGCACAGUCGAAGCUUCUUUAUUUGUUAAAUCACUGAUUUAGUGUAAACAGUCGAUGAAUAAAAAAGUAAUUAUUGCGUGGGGUUUUCAUUUGGUUUGAAAAUAUUUUUCAUACAGCCUGUAAAAGCCAGGAAUGUCAAAAUGAUUAUUUCAGCUGCUUAACAAAAAAGAAAGAUCAUGUGCUGCUUAAUUGUGAAGAAAAAAGCAUUUUAUGGAGAUAAUUCUUUGAUUCAAGUCAGUUUGCUACAAGUGUCUGUCGUUGUAACGUUCUUCGAAAUUUCAAACCUUCAGCAUCAGUAAAAGUUGCAGUCUGUUGCUCAUCAUGAAGUUUUGGAUCAUCCUGGGAAUUGUCUUCGCUUUAUCUACUGCGCUAACUCAGGUGGAGGGCGUAACAUUGAAACGUUCUUCAGAUCUACCUUGCGACAUGUACGAAAAGCCUAAUAAUGGUGACGUGGCCUGUGGUUAUUCUGGAAUUUUCGGAAUCCAUAUUUGUAACGUGAUGUGCAACAAAGAUUUUCAAUUUGAGCGCAAGCCCGCUUCGUUCUAUAUGUGCCAGCAUAAUGGAAAUUGGUUUGUAUGGGAUCACGAUCCUAACGUGGAUUUAUCCAUGCCUUGGCCGGAUUGUAUUAAAACACCACCAACGCCAUCACCAACAGAAUACUAGAUUGUAAUGAAAAAAAAGUCCACAGACGAUCAGCCAUGGAGUAGUUUUCAAGCCUACUUACAUUGUUUCCGGACACAGAAGAGUUGUAGUGGUCAAUAAAGCUAAAACUUAAAGAUCA